Diospyros lotus (date-plum) is the source of this 2089-nucleotide messenger RNA. Its product is annotated as MATH domain and coiled-coil domain-containing protein At3g58270-like. Bases 989 to 1936 code for a protein of 315 amino acids. The transcript is spliced from 6 exons. NCBI's taxonomy places the organism in Eukaryota, Viridiplantae, Streptophyta, Magnoliopsida, Ericales, Ebenaceae. The record is from RefSeq and is a predicted model, not a curated record. Gene Ontology annotation, molecular function: protein binding.
UCCCCCCCACCGCUGCACCCGCUCGCAACCUUGCACUCAUGUUGCCAUUCCCCCUCACAGUCGCUCGAUCCACUGUCCCUCCCUUCCUCCGCCACUCGAUUCACCAUCCUUCUCUUCCUUCGCUGCUCAAUUCACAGUCAAUCCAGCCACCGUCGCUCAAUCCGUUGUCUGUCGGAUCUCGCUGGUUUUUGUAUAUGUUGGUCGUUGGGGGUAAGAGUGUUAGUGGGUUGCCUUUGAUCACUGGAUACCACUGUUCGCAAUGGUCUAUGGUGAUUAGUAGUGCACUUUCCAUUUUGAUAGAAAACUUAAAAGCCAAAUUUACGGAGAUAUGUUGGAUCUUACUGGUUUUUGAAUAUGUUGGUUGUUGGUGUUGAGUCUAGUGGUUCCCUCAUCGCCGGAAACCACCAGCCACAAUGGCUCGUGACAAUUGAUAGUGUAUUUCUUGUUUAACUAUUGUCACAAAAAUUAGAAUAUAAAAAUUUAAUUAUUUAAAAAAAAAUAAAUUUUUAAUAAUUUUUAUUAUUUUUUAAGAGUCCUUAAAUUACCUUUUGGCCUAGGGCCUCACGGCCCCUUGAGCCGGCCCUGUCCUUGUUUCUUUGGGGGUCUUGAUUUUACACAUAUCGGUGAUAACGAUGAUCAAGACUUGGUUAAGGCAAGCUGGCCAUGGUGUAUCAGAGAAUUUGAUCUGUUUUUCACAGGGUCACGUUUGUUGGUUUGUUUGUGUCUUUGGGAAGAGCAGAAUGAUUAAAAAUUCUCUCGAAGUCUUUGAAAAUUACAAAACGCAAUUUAUGCUUUUCCAUUGUCUUGAAUGUUUGAUAUUUCCUGUAAUUUUCUAAAAAUUUUGUCUCCGUCAGUUCCCUAGUUUAGUAAUGCAUAAGCUGCCAUCAAUUCUUCUUUCUUUUGAUGACACACACACUCAAACCCUGAUUAUAUAGCUACGAACUAAUUUAAUAUUUGCUCCAGCUACUGUAGUAAGCAAGUGUCAGAGAUGAGUACGCAAAAGAUUUCUGACAUUGAUGGUGUAUUAGUUUCAAGAUCCAUGAGACAUGUUCGGCCAGCUCACUACAUCUUCAAAAUAAAGUCUUUCUCAUUGCUCUCCGAAUUUGACGUUGAAAAAUGGGAGUCAAAUGAUUUUGAUUCCGGUGGCUAUAAGUGGGGAUUGAGCCUUUAUCCAAAUGGAGAUGAGGAGAGAAAUGGAAAUGGUCACAUAUCACUCUACCUAGUUAUAAGGGAUACAAAUAGUCUUCCUCCUGGUUGGGAGGUGUAUGUGCAGUUCAAAUUAUUUGCCUUCAAUCAUAUUCAAGACAAGUAUCUAACUGUCCAAGAUGUUGAAGGUAAAACGAGAUGCUUUCGUGCCAUGAAGACCAAAUGGGGUUUUCCCCAAUUCCUUUCGCUUGACUCCUUCCAAAACACACAAAGUGGGUACCUCCUUGACGACUCUUGCGAAUUUGGAGCAGAGGUUUUCGUCAUCAAAUAUGAUGGCAAAGGGGAGUGUUUAUCCAUAGUGAAAGAACCCAGUGAUAACACCUUCACAUGGAAGAUUGACAAGUUCUCAACAAUCACGGACAUUAAUCUUCGCUCUGAAGAGUUCAUAGUGGGGGGACACAAGUGGCAGCUAUUGUUGUAUCCUAGAGGACCACCAAAAUCAAAUGGAGAGAAUAUAUGCCUCCUUUUGGUUGCGGUUGAUCAUGCAAAGCUUCUUCCUCAUCGAAAACUGUAUGUCAAAUUCAAGCUGUGGGUAAGGGCCCAGGUUGGGCAUGCGCACCAUGAGGAAGAAGCUUGUUUCGGGUUCUCUACAUCAUCUCGCGAGUGGGGGUUCAGCGACUUCAUGGAAUUGAGCCAUCUGAAAGACCCAUCAGAAGGAUUCCUAGUCAAGGAUACUUUAGUUGUUGAAGCUGAAAUUAUGGCCAUGUCUGUGCUUAGGAAGUUUCCUUAAAACUUGUUAUUACAGUAACAGAACUAUGUACCCAAAAUUUUUUGAGUAUGUAUGUUCUUAUUUCCACCCCGUAAUUCUUACUUGUCUUCUGUAUUGAAAUUCAUCUGCUUGUUCAUACAUUUAAGGGUGGGUUUGUUUGAUUGGAAAAAUAUG